Molecule: messenger RNA, 1758 nt
Organism: Wickerhamiella sorbophila
Lineage: Eukaryota; Fungi; Ascomycota; Dipodascomycetes; Dipodascales; Trichomonascaceae
Product: Protein SKT5
Exons: 1
Coding region: 1-1758 (585 amino acids)
Molecular function (GO): protein binding
Source: RefSeq, a predicted model, not a curated record
AUGAGUUCCAACCAAGUCCUUUCUCGCACAGCGUGGCGCCAGUCCGACUCAGACUUGCCCAGCGAGGAUGAUUCCAGCGUUCUAGCCCACCACCAAGUAAAGCACCAUACCGGCUAUGAGCACGGUUACUCUUAUGCCCCUGAGGUCAGAGCUGGAUCCAUUUUGUACGCUACGGAUACGUCGUCUCCCGAUAUUCCGGGCCCUUCGGCAGGUGGUCCAGCAAAAGCUGUUACUAUGCGCUCAGUGCCCUACGCAGUGAAUGAUAUCCCUGAUAAUAAUAGCAGCCAUUACGACUAUGAACCUGAAGAUGGCCCCAUGGGACCACCAGACGGCGUGGCACCUCCCCAAAUUCACUCCCCCGAGCCGGAUGGGCCUUUAUCCGGGUUUUCACAGGUCCCCAACUUGGAUCCAACCCCAAAUAUGGUUGCAAACAUUCGUCACUUGUCUCCAGAUGUGGGAAGCUUGUAUUCGGAUGCUCGCAGCUCUCGAGAGCCGUCACCUCGCAAAUCCUCGCCGGCUUUCGCGGGUCACCGCAAGACUGGCUCUGCAUCCUUAGAGUUCUGGAUGCCAACUGGUAGCCAGAGCCCCCAACCUCAACAAAAGCUUUCCCCAAGAGCCAAUGUGUUCAGCUCGUCGUCUUCUCGUGUUUUCGAGCUCUCCGCCGUACACGAGGGAGCAAACUCUGAGGCGCUUAUGCCCCGGCUUAAAACCAUUGAGCUUUAUCGGAAAAACGCCCAAAAGAGCAAUGACCCGGUAAUCCAAUUCCAGCUGGCACAGUAUAUGGUACAGACGGCGUUGAUGCCUGGGUACGCUAAUGAGGAGGAAAAAGUAUUGAAGGAGAAACUCUUGAAAGAGGCCCUAGCAUUUCUGCGAAGACUAGCAGAAAGAGGACAUUCAGAUGCACAGUAUCUCUUAGGAGAUGUUUACUCUUCCGGUGCGGUUGGAGGAAAACCUGACCACAAACAGGCUUUUCAUUUCUUUUUGUUAGGAGCUAAACAUGGCCACGGCGAGGCAUCAUAUCGUGCCGCGUUAUGUUUGGAAGAAGGAUGGGGAACAUCGCGAGACGCUGGUCGCGCUCUCAAAUUUUACAGGGCUGCUGCCGCUCGCAACCAGCCAGGUGCGUUAUAUAGACUGGGGAUGAUUUAUUUCUUUGGCGGGCUAGGAAUAAGUGACAAUUCCAACAACCGACUAGCUGGUAUCAAAUGGCUAACCCGAGCUGUGAACGCUGCCACAGAAAUUUACAAUCGUGCCCCUUAUGACCUGGCAAAGAUCUACGAAGCUGGUUAUAAAGACAUUGUAUUCAAAGAUCUUCCUUAUGCUGUCAAACUUUAUGUCCGCAGUGCCGAGCUGGGUUUUAUCCCUGCUGCAUUCAAACUAGGCCAGGCCUACGAAAUGGGAUUACUGAACUGCCCGCAAGACUCAGCUCUGUCCAUCCACUACUACACGAUCGGUGCUCUCGGCAACGAUCCUCGUUGCCAACUUGCUCUAUGUGCGUGGUAUUCCCAAGGUGCCGAACCUCAUUUCCCUGUAAAUGAAGAUGAAGCGUAUGAAUGGGCUUUACGGGCUGCCCACAACGGCCUUCCGAAAGCGCAGUAUAUCGUGGGUGUAAUGCUUUCCAAAGGAUUGGGCUGUGAUCGUGAUAUUUAUAUGUCUACGCAAUGGCUCAAAAAGGCCGCGGCGAACGGGUUUGAACCAGCAGUCAAACGCCUAAAAAGCGAUGCGUCCAAUGAUUCCAACAAAGAAUGUGUUAUCAUGUAA